UUGGCAGCUGCUGUUUGAUACAGUGGACUGCUGGCGGUGAUAUGGAUGAAAUAACGGUGUGCGGUUCAUCAGCUUCGGGUGGGGAAAUAGAAAUAUAACUAUCCUUAAUAGACAUUUGGACACAGGAUUUGAGUGUAGAGUCGCUUUUUCUUUCCGAAAGUUUUAUUUCUUUAAUUUGACUUGAGAAAGGGAAGGAACAGCAGGCUAGUGUCAGGCAAUAGAGGCUAGCUAACGUUAGCUAGUAGCGCUCAUCUGCCGACAGUUGCUAUCUUUAUAGAAAGAGCCAAGUUUCCGGGGUUCAAACAAAUAUGCAGUGACGACACAAGUGACCUGCUGUCGUCUGAAUGUUACCGCUUGGACAAAUCACAGUUUGAACUCCAAAAGGUCUGCGGUCGACUUGAUGAUGAGCUAACUUGAUGUUUGGAUUCAAACAACUGCAGAGGCGAUGAGUCAACUUUGGCGGCGAGACAUCCCACUGUCAGAGAGGCUGGGGAACAACUCUCCAGUUGGCCUCGCCCCAGGGUCCUUAGUCACUAUGGCCCCGCGAGGAUCCAACUCCUCUUCGGUACCAGAAACCCCUGUGGUCACACCAGAAGAGCCCAUUUUUCUCAUGACGUCCACAGCCCAAACCAUCUCAGGGUUUUUUGUUUGGACAGCUCUUCUGAUCACAUGCCACCAGAUCUACAUGCACCUACGUUACUACAGCUCACCAAAUGAACAGAGGCAUAUAGUUAGGAUCCUCUUCAUAGUCCCCAUUUAUGCCUUCGACUCCUGGCUCAGCCUUCUAUUCUUCACCAAUGAGGAGUAUUAUGUGUACUUUGAUACAGUCCGAGACUGCUACGAAGCCUUUGUCAUCUACAACUUCCUGAGUCUGUGUUAUGAAUAUCUGGGAGGAGAGAGCGCCAUCAUGGCUGAGAUCAGAGGGAAACCAAUUGAGUCAAGCUGUGUGUACGGGACCUGUUGUCUGUGGGGCAAGGCCUACUCCAUCGGCUUCCUCAGGUUUUGCAAACAGGCAACACUGCAGUUCUGUGUGGUGAAACCCCUGAUGGCAAUGAUCACUGUCAUUCUUCAGGCCUUUGGGAAAUACAGAGAUGGUGACUUCAAUGUGGCCAGUGGCUACCUGUACGUGACCAUUGUCUACAACAUCUCCGUCAGUCUGUCCCUCUACGCUCUCUUCCUCUUCUACUUUGCCACACGUGAACUGCUUGUCCCAUACAACCCCGUGCUCAAGUUCUUCAUGGUCAAGUCGGUCAUCUUUCUCUCCUUCUGGCAGGGGAUGCUGCUUGCCAUCCUAGAGAAGUGCGGUGCCAUCCCUCAGAUCAGCUCUGCUGACUUGUCUGUGGGCGAGGGAACAGUUGCUGCUGGUUACCAAAACUUCAUCAUCUGCAUUGAAAUGUUCUUUGCUGCUGUGGCUCUGCGCCAUGCCUUUACUUACAAAGUCUACAUGGAUAAAAGACUGGACUCGUAUGGCUCAUUUCCAAUCUACGGACAGUAUGGUCACUGUGCCCCGAUGAAGAGCAUCUCCAGCAGCCUGAAGGAGACCAUGAAUCCAGGGGACAUGGUCCAAGAUGCCAUCCAUAAUUUCUCCCCAGCUUAUCAGCAGUACACCCAGCAAUCCACCCUGGAGCGAAGUGGGGGGCCACCCCUCUCCCGCAGCCACAGUAACCUUAGCACCCGUGGAGACAAUGAAAAGACCCUCCUGCUCAGCUCCGACGAUGAGUUCUGAGCCUCCCCCACACACACACACACACACACACACACACACAGCGCCACUUUACUCCUGUAGCCCAUAUUGAACUUUCAGCAGCUACGUGAGACAAAUCAGGUCUUUUGUUUCAACCCUGACCUUCAGCUUUCUUACAUUUAGAUAGAAAUGAAAGAUGAGAUUUAUUUCAGACCUAUGAAAAUGUGGUUAUCAGACUGCAGUGUUUUACAUUCAAAAAGAGGAAAUAGAAAAAGAGAGAGAUGUUACAAAGUCGAGGAAAGGUUUGUCUUGGACGUAGUUACUGAGACAUGCACUGUCUACUGUCAUUUGUUGAUCAGUACCAGUAAUAGUGCCUGCAUGUAGCAUUGUUUAUGCUGCACUUUAGACACCACAGCAGGAAAACAUAUAGAGAAAUUAAGUGCCAUCUUCACCUGAAACACACGACCUCCUUCAUCCUUGAGUUUCUGUACUGAUUCUUAAUGCACUCUCCUCCUCACACCUCUGCCUCUUGCUUCCAAACAGGGAGCAGUACUUGAUGAGAUACAGUCUUAAGAUUUAGAACUGACACGUAGUCAAACAAAACUGAGAAGUCAGAAUAGCAGGGCUUUAUUUUAAUAUAAAAGCAUUUAAUCACAUUGUUUAUUUAAAUGUUGUAAAGCCUUGAAGGUAUAACUCGUUUAAACACUAGUUUGAUGGAAAAUUAUUAUUCCAGAAAUGUUAUAAAUAUUCUGUGUAUGUGUUUAUUUUGUUAUGGGCUCAAAUGAGCAAGUGAAUCAAAAGUGUAAUAGUGUGAGUGACUGGGGCUCUGUGCACAAUGUUAAUGUAGUGGAGCACCGAGGGAACAGAUGUAGGAGAGAUUAGCAUGUGGGCAGUGGGACUGAUGGAAGGACAACAGCCACACAGAUUACGGAAGAAGCACCGCUCCCUGUAGAACCGGCCCAGCUGUGAUGUGCCGUGAAUUGUAAUCCUAUAAUGAAGGGCAUUACAUGCAGCACAGAUCUGGCCUACCUCUGCUGGUACUGUUAUAUAAAUGCUGACUAGAUCCUCUGGACGGGUGACAUAAGGCCCAGUGCUGCCUCUGAAUGUGUGGUUAGUGUUUUCUGUUUGUAUUGUUGAGUGCAGUAUCCAGACUUAACAGACUGACUCGAAGUAUAUUGACUGCAGGUAAACAAACAUAUAGUACAGUCUUUGUGAUUAAUGAAUGUUGUCAGGAUGAAACAUGUAACAGCCAAAUAGAUAUGCAGCUUCUUCAGCAGUGCACAGUCCUCUUUCCAUUCUCCUGAGAAAAUCAUAUUCUGUUAAAGUUUUUGUGAACUGGAAUCCUCCACAGCUGGACGCAAAGUUGGUUUCUUCCACCCACCUCAUCUCUAUAGAUUAAUGCUUCACAUUUGUAUCUGUCUAAUGCUUCAGUUAAAAGCAAGUUUGAGUGAAUUUACUCUAUUAACAUAACAUUAACUCAGUACUGAAAAGAUUACAUUUGAUGCCUUAAAUUUUUGCCCCAAAGUAACGGCAUAUUAAACUCGAACAUCUUGAUUCAAAACAUUGUCAAAUGAUAGCUGUCAUACUUUGUGACUUAAAAGCUGGAUGUUAAUGGAAAAGUUGCAAAUGUAAAACCAGGGAAUAUUAUACCAGAAAAAAAAUGUUGUAAAUAGUCAAACUGAGCACUGCAAAACAUUCAUGAUAGUGACUGUAAAGGCAUUACUUGGUAUAGUGCUUUGUUUGAAUAUUUUGUUUUAAUAUGUUAUCUAUAUCCUGUUGUUUUGUUUCUAUUGCAGACUUUUUGUAUAUUGGUAAUACUUGAUGUUUUGAGGCUAUAUUGGUUUAUGUUGUUGAAAAGGGAAUAAACGAUAAAUGGAAA
Molecule: messenger RNA, 3563 nt
Organism: Monopterus albus (swamp eel)
Lineage: Eukaryota; Metazoa; Chordata; Actinopteri; Synbranchiformes; Synbranchidae
Gene: tmem184bb.1
Product: transmembrane protein 184Bb, duplicate 1
Exons: 10
Coding region: 446-1726 (426 amino acids)
Source: RefSeq, a predicted model, not a curated record